AGCCAGAGGUGCAUUUGGAAUUGGAAGGAAGAUUUUGAGUACUUUAGGUAUACUGAAAGAGAAAGCACAGCCUAUUAUACAAACUGUACAGAAAGGUUGGGAUGUAGCACGAGAUGCAGCAAAUCUUAUUCCAAAUCCUGA
Trichomonas vaginalis G3 is the source of this 141-nucleotide messenger RNA. RefSeq lists its product as uncharacterized. The annotation marks the transcript as partial. Lineage: Eukaryota; Parabasalia; Trichomonadida; Trichomonadidae. The transcript has a single exon. The record is from RefSeq and is a predicted model, not a curated record.